CCGGGGGAGGCGGAGGACAUUGAGUCCGUGUGGGCCACGUUCCGCACCUCCAUUUUUGAGGCGGCCGAUCGGAGCUGCGGCCGUAAGGCGGUCAAUGCCGGUCGCGGUGGCAAUCCCCGAACCUGCCAAACCGACAUCCCUUACCGCUACGCCAGCGGUAAGGGAUGCUCUCAAGCUGAAGAAGGAGGCCUGCCGGGCCUUUUUGGCCUGUGGGAUUCUGGAAACAGCUGACAGGUACCGGCCGGCCAAACGGAAUGCAGCUUCGGCGGUCACUGAGGAUAAAACUCGGACAUGGGAGGAGUUCAGCGAGGCCAUUGAAAACGACUUCCGGUUGGGCUUUGAGGAAAUUCUGGUCCACCAACCGACGCCUGAGGAGAGGAAAGCAGUGAACCAUGAACACUGUCUAUAGCGGAGAUGGGGUACUGCUGACCUCGACUCGGGUCAUCGUGAGUCGGUGGGGAGAAUACUUCGAAGACCUCCUCAAUUCCACCAACAUGAGGGAGCAGAGCCUGGGGACUCCAAGGUGGGCUCUAUCUCCGGGGUCGAGGUCACUGAGGUGGUCGGAAAGCUCCUCGGUGGCAAGGCCCCAGGGUGGAUGAGAUCUGCCCGGAGUUCCUGAAGGCUCUGGAUGUUGUGGGGCUGUCGUGGCUGACACGUCUCUAAAGCAUCCCGUGGACAUCAGGGACAGUGCCUCUGGAUUGGCAGACCGGGGUGGUGGUCCCCCUUUUUAAGAAGUGGGAUCAAAGGGGUGUGUUUCAAUUAUAGAGGGAUCACACUCCUCAGCCUCCCCAGUAAAGUCUAUUCAGAGGUGCUGGAGAGGAGGGUCCGUCGGAUCUCGGAUUCAGGAGGAGCAGCGUGGUUUUCGUCCCGGCCGUGGAACAGUGGACCGGCUCUACGCCCUCGGCAGGGUCCUCGAGGGUGCAUGGGAGUUCGCCCAACAAGUCUACAUGUGUUUUGUAGAUUUGGAGAAGACGUUCAACCGUGUGCCUCGGGGAGUCCUGUGGAGAGUGCUCCGGUAGUACGGGGUACCGAGCCCCUUGGUAAGGGCUGUUUGUGUCAGAGUUUGGUCCGUGUUGCCAGCAGUAAGUCGAAUUCGUUCCCAGUGAGGUCCCUUUGUCACAGAUUCUGUUCAAAAUUUUUAUAGACAGAGUUUUUAGAAGCCGAAGCGUUGAGGGGGUCAGGUUUGGUGGCCUCAGCAUUCCAUUUCUGCUUUUUGCAGAUGGUGUGGUGCUGUUGGCUUCUUCGAGCCGUGACCUCCAACUCUGACUGGAGCGGUUGGCAGCCGAGUGAAGAGGUGUUCCGGGCAUGUCCCACCGGCGGGAGGCCCCGGGGACGACCCAGGACACGCUGGAGAGACCAUAUAUCUCUUGGCUGUCCUGUAAACGCCUUGGGAUCCCGCUGGUUGAAGUGGCUGGGGAGAGGGAAGUCUGGGCUUCCCUGCUAAAGCUGCUGCCUCCGCGACCUGACCCCGAACUAAGUGGUAAAUGAUGGAUGGAUGGAUGGAUGGAUGGAUGGAUAAUUGUUCGCGGGCCCCCCAAGAUGAUCGUACGGUGUGUGUGUGGGAGGGUGCCAUUGGAAAAUUUGUUGUUGUCCCCACCUCCACAUGACAAGGGUUGGCGGGGGGGUUGGCAGAGAUAUAUUAUCAUCUUACUUUUCCUUUUGACUCUCCCCUCGCCUGACUACAUCCCCUUUAUGACUAUGAACCGGGCCUAGGUGGGGCACACACUUAAGCUCCGCCCUUGCCACUGCGCCGAAAUAAAAUUCAGAAAGGAAAAGACAUUUUUCAUAGUAAAACCAAGCCUGUGCUGUGAUGCCACACGCCAACGUCCUGUCGAUGACAUUACAUUAUCAUGAGCGGAAGGUCACGAAAGUGCUCGGUUUGACAGUCAGGAGUGAGAAUGGACGACGAAUACGUGCGCUACUGCUAAAUGAAGACGGAAGAUGGCGUUUGUCGGAUGUGCGAUGGCCAAAUGAAGCUUUCCCAACCAAAUAGGUUUAAUACAUGGGUAAACGUGAACUCUCCUGGCAAAAAGUCAAAUCGCAGCGCCGCACAUUUCAAGUUGGAUACACAGGAGGAAAGUCCUAUUUACAAAUAAAGAUUUAUGAAUGCGUACUUUGUGUUACGGAUGUGCGGCGAAAAUGACACUGCAUAAAUAUGGGCAAGAUGUGGGAGGGUUUUUAUUCAGGCACAGUACUUUGUCACCGGCAGACGACGAUCUGGUCGACCGCGCGGCGAUCCCUUUCAAUAUUGUCCAUCAAAUCGGUUUAGGGUUAGCGAGCCGUCCUCUUUGACGGGAAAAUGGCAGUGGAGCGCGCUCGCGUGUUUUUUAAUCCUAAUCUGAUUUAAUCCGGCCCCGCCCCCCACUUCGCGCGGAAUUUACCGCCGGUCUUCGGAGCGGAGAAGCCGCGUCCUGACACCAUGGCCGCCGGGGCCGCUUUCCUGGUUCUGCCGUGGCCCGGCGCCGGGUCGCCGGAGGAGGGUCGCGGGGGCGCGCUGCUCCGGGGCGGCGCCGUGCUGGGAGCGCUCCUGAUCAUCUGCGUGGCGGCCUUGCGCAAGUGGAUCGCCGGCGGCGUUUGCCGGAGCGACCGGCGGCAGGACGGCAAGACGGCGCUGGUGACGGGCGCCAACACGGGCAUCGGCAAGGAGACCUGCAGAGAGUUGGCCCGGCGAGGCGCCCGCGUGGUGAUGGCGUGCAGAGACCUGUCCAGGGCCGAGCGAGCGGCGGAGGAGAUCCGGGCGUCCACGGGCAACGGGAACGUGGUGACCCGCCACUUGGACCUGGCGUCUCUCUACUCGGUCAGACAGUUCGCCAAAGACUUCCUGGACACCGAGGACAGGCUGGACAUCCUCAUCAAUAACGCCGGCGUGAUGAUGUGCCCCAAAUGGCUGACUGAGGACGGCUUCGAGACCCAGUUCGCCGUCAAUCAUCUGUCUCACUUUCUUCUGACCAACCUGCUGCUCCCCAAACUGAAGAGCUCGGCCCCCAGCCGCGUGGUGACCGUGUCGUCCGUGGCCCAUCGCGGAGGUCACAUCGACUUUUCCGACCUGUUCUUCGCCUCUCGUCCGUACAGCCCGCUGCAGAGCUACCGGCAGAGCAAGCUAGCCAACGUGCUCUUUAGCCGAGAGCUGGCGCGCCGCCUCCGAGGUACGGGAGUGAGUUCGUUCUGCGUGCACCCCGGCGUCAUCCGGACCGAGCUGGGCCGCCACGUGGAGGGUCGCUUCCCUCUGUCGGGGGCGCUGCUGAGGCUGCCGGCUUUGCUGCUGAUGAAGACGCCGCGGCAGGGCAGCCAGACCAGCCUGUACUGCGCCGUCACGCCCGGACUGGAGGACCGAUCGGGGAGCUACUUCAGCGACUGCGCCGUCAAGGAGGCGGCGCCGGAGGGGCGGGACGACCAGGUGGCCCGCAGGCUGUGGACGGAGAGCGCCCGACUGGUCGGCAUUCCCGACGACCAGUGCUGAGGGAGGAUGGAAGCCCGCCGACGUUUCGCAGUCCGUCCCUAAUUGAUAUCAGCGCCCGUCAAGAGUUCAUUCACAAAAUAAAGCUGUUAGAACAGGAUGAA
Molecule: messenger RNA, 3561 nt
Organism: Corythoichthys intestinalis (scribbled pipefish)
Lineage: Eukaryota; Metazoa; Chordata; Actinopteri; Syngnathiformes; Syngnathidae
Gene: crdhl
Product: retinol dehydrogenase 13
Exons: 7
Coding region: 2420-3460 (346 amino acids)
Source: RefSeq, a predicted model, not a curated record